Messenger RNA from Rosa chinensis, 1021 nucleotides. Its product is annotated as LOB domain-containing protein 42. Gene Ontology annotation, biological process: regulation of gene expression. The record is from RefSeq and is a predicted model, not a curated record. The coding region runs from base 55 to 765 and encodes 236 amino acids. The transcript has 2 exons. NCBI's taxonomy places the organism in Eukaryota, Viridiplantae, Streptophyta, Magnoliopsida, Rosales, Rosaceae.
UAAUCUCUGAUUAAUUAGUCUCAAGGGGAGUGUUUAGGGGGGGAUAAUUAAGCCAUGAGGACUAGCUGCAAUGGCUGUAGGGUUCUUCGCAAAGGUUGCAGUGAGAACUGUGAAAUCCGACCCUGCAUUGAGUGGAUCAAAUCGCCGGAAUCCCAGGCCAAUGCCACUCUUUUCUUGGCCAAAUUCUACGGCCGUGCCGGGCUUCUCAAUCUCAUCAACGCCGGAGCAGAACACCAGCGCCCAGGGAUUUUCAAGUCGCUGCUGUACGAGGCAUGCGGAAGGAUUGUGAACCCGACUUUUGGGUCGGUGGGGUUGCUCUCUUCCGGGAACUGGGCCCAAUGCCAGGCCGCCGUAGACGCUGUGCUCGCCGGCUCACCGAUCGUUGAAACCAAUGCGCCAGUCCCACACCUGAACCCUAACCCGGUUCAGGGUCCUCCUGCCAACUCCUGUGACAUACGCCACGUGUCCAAGGACACGAGCUUGGGUAAGACGAGGAACCGGUUCAAGAGGUCCAUGACCAGGCCGAAAAUCCAGCUCGGCUCGAUCACCGAGGCGGCGGCUGGAUGGGGGCGGGUCAACCCACAUGAGUUGGGCCAGAGUUCUAGCGGAGGUGGAGGGGAGAGGAGUAUGCACUCUGUGGAAACAGUGGAGGCUCCGUGGAUGAUGAACCGGGGCGAACCGGACCCGGUUGGGAAUGAUGAUGAGGAGGUCGGGUUGGAACUGACUCUUGGCCUUGGCUUCGGGAAAUUAAACGGAAAAGAGUAAUCAUCAAGUUUGGUUAUUCUGGGGUUUGGUUUUGACGAGUGGAAGGUAGAGUUAAGACAAGUAAUUACAAGUGUGCUUCAUGCAAAUGCAAAGAAGCAUAUGUUUUGGCGGCUUCGAAUUGGUCACCUGCUUUUCUUUUGGUCUUUUCCAGUCUCUGUGUUCUUUCUGGUUUUCUUAGGAAGUUAAAUUUGGCUUCAUGUAAAAUUAGGUGGAGUAUCUUUUGGGUGUAAAACAUUAGCACAGAUCAUAAAGAUCG